This is a messenger RNA of Spizellomyces punctatus DAOM BR117, 2788 nucleotides long. RefSeq names its product ATP-dependent protease La. Gene Ontology annotation, cellular component: peroxisomal matrix. Lineage: Eukaryota; Fungi; Chytridiomycota; Chytridiomycetes; Spizellomycetales; Spizellomycetaceae. The transcript has 7 exons. Bases 64 to 2664 code for a protein of 866 amino acids. Gene Ontology annotation, biological process: protein catabolic process; protein quality control for misfolded or incompletely synthesized proteins; protein processing. Gene Ontology annotation, molecular function: sequence-specific DNA binding; ATP hydrolysis activity; ATP binding. The record is from RefSeq and is a predicted model, not a curated record.
GGCGAACUUUAAAUUGCUGUUGCAUUGCAGUUUGAGUAGAUUUCAUUUCAACUUUUGUUGCCGAUGGCUCCUUCCAAAGCGCCAGAAAUCCCGCGGGUUCUUCCCAUCAUCCCGACACGCAAUAACCGGGUCCUCCUGCCCGGAAUCGUGCUUCGCCUGCAAAUUGGGAGGAGAGACACGACGCAUCUGAUGGACCAGCUAUGGCUCCAAUAUGCGAAAAACCAGAGCAUCAUUGUCGGCUGCGUUCCCAUCAAACCUAUUGCCAAGGAUGAUCAAUCAAGUAACGGUACAUCUACACCGACCUCUUCUGUAUCCCGCUUGGGAAAGCCACGUACCGUCGAGCAGGACGAUGGCCGGAAACCUAUAGACCAAAGCGAGCUCUUUUCAUGGGGUGUUGCUGCCCGCAUUGUGGCAUUUAAAAAGAAUAGUCCUAAUGAGGCUAGACUCUCUCGCGCUACAUAUGCUGUGACAUUGGAAGGGAUUGCGCGAUUCAAAAUUGAAAAGUUUGUAAAAACUGUUCCAUAUUUCGAAGCUGCUAUAAGCAUCCAUAUGGAGAUGGAGAUUGAUAAAGAGGACACAGAGCUGCAAGCAAUCAUUCUGAACCUGCGCACAAGUGGACAUGAACUAGCCAAUGUUCUUUCCCAACUACAGCUUCCACCAACAGUACUCAACCAACUCAGGCAAAUGCUCGACUCAACGCCACCAGGUCAGCUGGCUGACUUGUUCGCCAGUAUGAUCGAUGUGAGCAUGGAGGAAAAACUGCAAAUUUUGGAGACCAUUGAUGUGAAGACGCGGAUUACCCGUACCUUGGAGCUGCUCACGCGACAGAUACAAGUCCUAAAGAUAUCUCAAAAGCUACAAUCCACCGUGGAGAGUAAAUUAGGGAAAAAGCAACGGGAGUUUUACCUCCGUCAACAGCUUGAUGCGAUCAAAAAGGAAUUGGGAGAGUCAGAUGACCAGGAGGAGGACGACGUGGCAGACCUCACAAAACGGAUCUCCGAAGCAAAACUGCCAGAAGAAGCAACCAAAGCCGCUGAACGUGAACUUCGCCGUCUGAAGCGGAUGCAUCCGAGUAUGGCAGAGUAUCAGGUCGUUCGUACCUAUCUAGAAUGGCUGUCCGAACUCCCGUGGGAGAAGCAAACUGAGGACGUGAUGGACAUUGCGCGGGCCCGAAGUCAAUUGGAUGAAGAUCAUUUUGGGUUGGAGAAGGUCAAAACCCGUAUUCUCGAGUACCUUGCUGUCCGGAAACUUAAGCAAGAUCUCAAGGGACCAAUUUUGUGCUUCCUUGGGCCUCCAGGAGUUGGGAAAACGAGUCUGGGCAAAUCUUUGGCGAAUGCCUUGGGACGUAAAUUCCAUCGUAUUUCUCUGGGGGGCGUGAGGGAUGAAGCCGAGAUCCGUGGACAUAGGCGAACUUAUAUUGGUGCGCUUCCUGGGCGGAUCAUUCAGGGACUUCGAAGAUGUGGUGUGAAUAAUCCAGUAAUCCUACUCGACGAGAUAGAUAAGCUGGGCCAUGACGCCCGUGGGGACCCUUCCUCAGCAUUGCUCGAAGUUUUGGAUCCAGAGCAGAAUUCAACUUUCACCGAUCAUUACCUCAACGUUCCCUUUGAUCUUUCCAAUGUCCUUUUCAUUGCCACCGCAAACGAUGCAGAUACGAUUCCGGGUCCGCUGUUCGAUCGUAUGGAAGUGAUACGCAUUCCUGGAUACACAUUUGAUGAGAAACUUCACAUUGCAAAACGGCACCUUUUGCCAAAGCAAAUCAAAGCUCACGGAAUUGAACCUGACGAAAUUCGGAUUGAGGAGAAUGUCCUCAUGAAGAUUGCCACGGGGUACACCCGUGAAGCCGGUGUCCGUAACUUGGAGCGGGAAAUUGGAGCGGUUUGUCGAGCGAUGGCCGUGGAGUAUGCGGAUGCAAAGGAAAAGACUACCCCUGAUGCGUUCAAUGGGAACGUGACACCAGAAAAGCUGGAGAAGAUUCUUGGACCAGAGAGAUUUGAUGAUGAAGUUGCGGAACGGGCCUCGAUACCGGGUGUUGUGACUGGAUUGGCUUGGACAGCCAGUGGGUCCGGUGGAUUGUUAUUUAUUGAGGCGACGCAGAUGGCUGGGAAGGGGGUGCUUCAUCUAACCGGCAAACUGGGUGACGUGAUCAAGGAAUCCGCUCAAUUGGGUCUAACUUGGGUCCGCGCAAACGCCACCCGCCUAGGUCUCGCCAAAGUCUCAACCUCGAAUGUCCUUGAAGGUCUCGAUGUCCACAUCCAUCUCCCCGCCGGUGCGAUUCCCAAAGAUGGUCCUAGCGCCGGUGUCACUAUCGUCACUGCCCUCGUCUCCCUCUUUUCCCAAAAACCUGUUCGCGACCAUACUGCGAUGACAGGCGAAAUAACAUUGAGGGGCCAAGUACUCCCCGUCGGCGGUAUCAAGGAAAAAGUCCUUGCAGCUCAUCGUGGUGGCAUUCGACGGGUCAUCAUACCGUUUCGAAAUGCCAAUGAUUUGCGAGAGGUCCCCGCAAACGUGAGAAAGGAUAUUGAGUUUGUGUUUGCCAAAACGGUUGAUGAGGUACUUGCUGCUGCUUUUGAGGAUGGGUGGAAAGGUACGAACAAGAAUCUGGGUACCCCUGCGUCUGAGGAUGGGACGUUUGGGCAGCAGGUCUAUGUUAAGGCCAAAUUGUAGAGCAGAUGUAGAAUAGCUGGCGUAUAUUUUUUUAUGUUUGUGUGAACUUUUGCUUGUAUUUUCUUUCUCAUUUGUGUUCUAUGGUUCGAAAAUAGUCGUUAUUUUGAAAUACCCUUACCUUUCU